Molecule: messenger RNA, 942 nt
Organism: Tachyglossus aculeatus (Australian echidna)
Lineage: Eukaryota; Metazoa; Chordata; Mammalia; Monotremata; Tachyglossidae
Product: olfactory receptor 13D1-like
Exons: 1
Coding region: 7-942 (311 amino acids)
Biological process (GO): G protein-coupled receptor signaling pathway
Cellular component (GO): membrane
Molecular function (GO): olfactory receptor activity; G protein-coupled receptor activity
Source: RefSeq, a predicted model, not a curated record
CAGGAAAUGGUUGGUACAAAUCAGACCACCAUGACAGAAUUCUUUCUCCUGGGAUUCUCCAAUUACCCAAACCUCGAGAUUGCUCUCUUCCUGCUCUGCUUGCCGAUUUUCCUAGUAAUUUUGCUGGGAAACAUUAUCCUCAUUGUCAUCAAUGUGCUGGAUUCCCACCUUCACACCCCCAUGUACUUCUUUCUCAGUAACCUCUCUCUUCUGGAUAUUUGCUUCACAUCUUCCUUUUUCCCUCUAAUGUUGGUGAACUUCUUAUCUGCCCAAAAAACGAUUUUCUUCUUUGGAUGUACAGUGCAAAUGUUUGCGAGCCUCGCAAUGGGGUCAACAGAGUGUAUUCUUCUGGCCAUGAUGGCCUAUGACCGCUAUGUAGCCAUCUGUAAUCCCCUGAGGUAUCCCAUCAUUAUGAACAAGAGACUUUGCGUGUCAAUGACAACUGGAUCCUGGGUGUUGGGCUGUUUCAAUUCUCUGCUGCAAACAGUCCUUGUGCUCAAGUUGCCUUUUUGUGGGCAAAACACCAUUGACCAUUUUGCUUGUGAAAUCCUGGCCGUUCUGAAGCUGAUGUGUGCCGACAUCUCCCUCAAUGAGUUGACACUGAUGAUCGGCUCUGUAACAAUUGUAUUCACCCCACUCCUGUUGAUUUGUGUUUCCUAUGUGUGCAUCCUCUCCAGCAUCUUGAGAAUCACCUCAGCAAAAGGGAGGCACAAAGCCUUUUCCGCCUGCUCAGCUCACCUGGGGGUUGUACUCUUAUUUUAUGGAGCGUCCCUUUUCAUGUACAUGAAGCCCAAGAAAAAAGAUGUAGCCAUUUCAGACGAAGUCAUUUCUCUUUCUUAUGGUGCAGUGACUCCCAUGCUCAAUCCCAUCAUUUACAGCCUGAGGAACAAGGAGGUGAAAGAGGCUGUAAGAAAACUGCUGAGUCACAGUCUGUACUCCUGA